Messenger RNA from Amphimedon queenslandica, 636 nucleotides. RefSeq names its product putative phosphatidylglycerol/phosphatidylinositol transfer protein DDB_G0278295. Bases 33 to 539 code for a protein of 168 amino acids. The record is from RefSeq and is a predicted model, not a curated record. The transcript has 4 exons. Gene Ontology annotation, molecular function: sterol binding. Lineage: Eukaryota; Metazoa; Porifera; Demospongiae; Haplosclerida; Niphatidae. Gene Ontology annotation, biological process: sterol transport.
UUGCAGGGCUGAGUAAUUGCUGUACAGGAAUAAUGAAAGGAUUUCUACUUUAUUUUGCUGUUUCUCUUGCCAUUGCAACCACCAUAACUGGGCGCUCUCUCAUCAAAAUUGUGGACUUUCAGCCACCAGUUAAUGGGCCAGAGAAACUAAGAGAUGAAUCACCAGUUAAAAACUGCACGAAGCCUGGUGGUCCAAUGAAAGUCACAAAAAUACUUGUGUCUCCAACUACAUUAAAAGCCGGUCAGCCGAUCAAUGUCCAAGCAUCAUAUACACUGGAUAUGCUCAUUCAAGAUGGAGACCUUAAGAUUGAUAUUAAUCUAGCUGGAGAUCAGGAGUCUCUCGACCUGGGUCUCUGUGAUGCAUUCACAAUUGUUGGUAUAAAGUGCCCAUUGGUUCAAACACAGUCUGGGUUCUUUAAUGUUACUCAAACUAUACCAGCUGAGGCACCAGUGGGUCACUACACUGCUAACAUUACUGCUAGUACAAAAACUGGUGUGGAGUUUUUAUGCGUCACUCUGGAUUUCAUGAUGGAGGGAUGACUAUAAACUACAUCAAAAACUUUAAGAAACAGUUUUAUGCUAGUGUGUGUAGAAACAUGUACAAUAGCUAUUAUGAAAUAAAAAUAUUAAAAGCUAA